ACUAGCAAAAUAAUCACAUUCUCUUUGCUUUUUUCAUUCUCAUGUGACUUUGCAGCUUUUUUCCAACCCCAAAGUCUCAUUCCUUCUGCUCCAUCAAGGCCAGAAGAAUAAACAUGCAGGUGGAUCUGGUCCCUGGGGCAAUAAUACUGUUUGUUCUCUUUCUGCUCAUAUUCUGGGCCUUCCGGUUUCAGCAAGCAAGAGUCAGGCUCCCUCCGGGUCCCAGGCCCUGGCUCUUUCUGGGGAAUGUACUGCAAAAAGAUAUUUUCCCUCUGCAUAAAACCUACACAAAGCUCAGUAAGAAGUAUGGUCCAGUUUUUACUCUCUGGAUAGGAACAAAGCCACUCGUUGUGAUUUGCGGAUAUGAGGCAGUGAAAAGUGCUUUGGUAACUCAUAGUGAAGAAUUUGGUGGACGACCUUCAGUACCUAUCCUCCAUCAAGUAACAAAGGGCAAUGGGCUUAUUAGUGAAUACAAGAAAUGGAAGGUUAUGCGUCGUUUUACUCUCACCACAUUACGGAACUUUGGAAUGGGACGGAAGUCAAUGGCUGAACGGAUGUUGGAAGAAGCCCACUAUUUGGUGAAGAAGUUAACAACCUUUGAAGGUCAAUCCUUUGACAUAGUCCCAUCCAUCACAUCUGCUGUUUCUAAUGUUAUGUGCUCUGUUGUCUUUGGGAAUCGAUUCUCUUAUGAAACCAAAAUCUCUGAACUAUUGGAAAUCUUACAGGCAUUCUCAGGAUUCUUUGUGAGUCCUUUAGGAACGGUGUACAGCGCUUUACCAAAUAUAAUGAAUUUCUUUCCUGGACCUCAUAAGAAAGUUUUCUCUGACUGUAACAAGAUCUGUGACUUCAUUAGAAAUGAAGUGGACACUCACAAGAAGACCCUGGAUCCAGACAAUCCUAGAGACUUUAUUGAUUGCUUCCUUCUUAAAUUAGAAAAGGAAGAAGAUUCUUCUGUUCUCUCUACUGAAGAUUUGGUCAUGUCUGUGUUUGAGCUUUUCACUGCUGGGACAGAUAGCACAAGCAGUGUGAUCUCAUAUGGUCUUAACCUUCUAGCCAAGUUCCCAAAUAUCCAAGCAAAAGCCCAGGAAGAAAUAGAUGAUAUUGUGGGGACAAACCGUAAUCCUUCCAUAGAGGAUAGAAUGAAUCUGCCCUAUAUCAAUGCGUUGGUUCAUGAGGUCCUACGUUUUCCGCAAGCAAGCAUUGAGAACUUCCCACGUAUGACAACCCAGGAUGUGAAUUUCAAAGGACACUUCAUCCCUCAGGGCACAACUAUUCUUACAUUAGGAAUUUCAGUACAUUUUGAUCCUCUCUGCUGGGAAGAUCCUACGAAGUUUGACCCAGGUCAUUUCUUGAAUGAGAAGGGUAAAUUCCAAAAGAAGGAUGCCUAUUUGCCUUUCUCUGCAGGGAAGAGAGCAUGUCCAGGAGAGGCGUUGGCAGAUAUGGAAAUCUUCCUGUUCUUUGUCGUUCUGCUCCAGCAUUUCACUUUUGAAUUGACAAUGGACCCUGAAAAAAUAGACUUAGAGGCUUUGUUUAAGGAAAGUAGGAAGAAUGGGAAGUAUCGCUACUUACGGGCCAUCAAACGUAAAAUUUAAAUGAGCAACAGAAAUAAAUAUUUUUUCAACUUUCACCAGCCCAAAUCUAUAUUUCUAAAGCUAGAUGUAAGGUUCUAAAAGUAUCUAAAAGUAUUUGCAUUAAGGGACCUGAAAUACUUGUGGGAAGAAUUUAUAAAUUUAUAUAACAGUGUUAGAAAUACUGUAUAGGGAAUCAUAUGUUCACGUACCCAGGUCUUCAACAAAUAAAACAUUUGAUUAAUGAAACAAAGUAGCAAAUGUUGCAUGGAAAAGCUGGCAAGCGAUAAUAACAAUAUUGUUUAAACUUACAGCAAAGGUUCAAAUUAAUUAAUUAAUUUUAUUUCAAAUUGUAAACACAUACAAAAUUCAAUUAACAUAAU
Pantherophis guttatus is the source of this 1948-nucleotide messenger RNA. Its product is annotated as cytochrome P450 2C5-like. Gene Ontology annotation, biological process: epoxygenase P450 pathway; xenobiotic metabolic process. Gene Ontology annotation, molecular function: arachidonate epoxygenase activity; oxidoreductase activity, acting on paired donors, with incorporation or reduction of molecular oxygen, reduced flavin or flavoprotein as one donor, and incorporation of one atom of oxygen; heme binding. The record is from RefSeq and is a predicted model, not a curated record. NCBI's taxonomy places the organism in Eukaryota, Metazoa, Chordata, Lepidosauria, Squamata, Colubridae. Gene Ontology annotation, cellular component: cytoplasm; intracellular membrane-bounded organelle.